Molecule: messenger RNA, 992 nt
Organism: Physella acuta
Lineage: Eukaryota; Metazoa; Mollusca; Gastropoda; Physidae
Source: RefSeq, a predicted model, not a curated record
GUUAUCGUUCCUUGCCUGCAAACAGCAAGAGUUAUCGUUCCUUGUCUGCAAACAGCAAGAGUUAUCGAACUCUACCUGCUUACAUUAAGAGUUGUCGUUCGUUAAAUUCCAACAUCACUCUUACAUCCAUAAUGUUCACUGGUCUUGAAUUGCUCAUUCUUGCAUCUGUCCUCCCCUGUUCUAACCAUAGUCACGUUGCUGCUGCUCAAAAGUGGGAUGGACUGAAAGUCACGUGGGGCCCGACACUUGACCCCCCGUUCUUUGACUCGAUGCCACGAACUGAGUCGGAGGCCAAGCGAAUGGGCUUCAAGAAGAUCGGCUCGUGCAACCCUCAAGCCAAAUGGCGGGGAUCACGUUACGUGAAAGACGACGACUACGCCGUGACACUUCUGUAUGACGUGGCAGGCCACAUCGCUGGCAUCCAGACCUCGGUGCCAAAACAUCUUCCCAACGGUUUCCCGUGGAAAGAAAUCCAGCCUCCUUUUAUUGAAGACGGCAGGCGCUUCGUGAGCACAGUGUACUUCGUUAAUCCAGCUAUCAUCUGUAAACGAGGCAGAAGUCGCGCCCAGUUCCAGAACGAGGGUACUGGCACCGUUCUGUACAUACAGAACAGUUCCGUCCCUGAGGACAGCGUCAGGGUGCCGGACAGGGAGGUGGACAUUCAGGGGACGGAGUGGACCAAGGGAAUGUGUUUCCCCAGGAGGAUGGGGCAGCACUACUCCUACAGAACCUCGCUAAACAUGAAAUGUGAGGAGUUAUUUCCCAUGUGUGUCAUCUACAACAAAGGACAACUCAACGCUUUUGGCUGGGCCUUGCAGAACGAUCUCCCUUCGCCCCGCUAUGAACACCCAGUUCAGGCGACGUUCGCGCUGUUCAUGAACCCAGUCCCCAAAUGUCUUUACUCGGCUGGGACACUGUCCAUCUUCCACGUCUUCAUGACGUCAGACGUCAGUGCUAAUACGUGUUAAAAUACAGAUACGUCAUACAUUGCU